Messenger RNA from Rotaria sp. Silwood1, 732 nucleotides. NCBI's taxonomy places the organism in Eukaryota, Metazoa, Rotifera, Eurotatoria, Philodinida, Philodinidae. The record is from the annotation of a GenBank genome assembly.
AUGAAAACGUUACCUGAAUUGAAAGAAAUCGUUGAAAACUAUAAGCCUUCAGUUAUAUGGUCAGAUGGUGAUUGGGAGGCACCAGAUACUUACUGGAAUUCCACUGGAUUUCUUGCAUGGCUAUACAAUGAAAGUCCCGUAAAAGAUACAGUUGUUGUCAAUGAUCGAUGGGGUGCUGGUAUUCCAUGCCAUCAUGGCGGUUUUUAUACAUGCUCGGAUCGUUUCAAUCCAGGACAUCUUAUUACGCAUAAAUGGGAAAAUUGUUUUACUAUCGAUAAACAUUCAUGGGGUUACAUUCGUACAUCCGGUAACGUAUUAAUUAACGUUGGUCCAACAUCAUAUGGAAAAAUUCCACCCAUUUAUGAAGAACGUCUUCGACAAAUGGGUUCAUGGUUGAAAGUUAACGGUGAAGCUAUCUACAAUAGCGUUCCAUGGAAAUAUCAAAAUGAUACAAUUAACAAAAAUGUUUGGUAUACAUCGUCCAAAGAUGAGCAAUUUGUUUAUGCAUGUCUUCUAGAUUGGCAGAAAAAUACAACUGAACUUGUAUUAGGUGCACCAAUUAGUUCGUCAAGUACAAGUAUAACACUCCUUGGCUCAGAUGUUGGUUCAUUGAGUUGGCGUUUAGCUGGUGCAAGUGGUGGUAUCAUCAUUGAACUAUCAAAUAUUAAAAUAUAUUCACUUGCAAGUGAUUGGGCAUGGGUUUUCAAAUUACAAAAUAUUACUCCGAAAUAA